This is a messenger RNA of Xyrichtys novacula (pearly razorfish), 2150 nucleotides long. The record is from the annotation of a GenBank genome assembly. Lineage: Eukaryota; Metazoa; Chordata; Actinopteri; Labriformes; Labridae.
CCAUGAUUCUCGGCUGCAAGCUCUCUGCACCAGUCAAGAUGGCGGACAGACCAGGUAAUACAUCGUGUCCUCUGUUCAAAAAUCUAAUAUUUUAAAUGGUCUGUGCUUGAUUCUAAUUAUACGAAGACUUUUCAACGAUGGUUAUUUGUUCGGUGUUGUUCGCUCCGUUAAUAAGUCACUGGCACGUUUUAUUCUGACUGAAGGCCGCUAUGAAUCCUCGGAGUCACGUCAAGGACUUUGAGUGUCAUUGUCAGUUUUCAGCUCAAAGUAAUUCACGGUAUAAUUUUACUCUUUUAUUUGUCAAUUAAAGCGAUAAAGCACGUUUUGUACCACAUUGUACUUAUGCCACAGAUAUUACUAUGAAAAAGUUAACGCGUAUUAUGUUGUGUAAUGGUUCCCUGCAGCCGGUUUGCACAGUGCCCAGACCUAAUUCAGAUACAUUGAACCCGAAGCUGGACAUUGAGAUGUUCUUGUGAAGGGUGUGCUUAAGUAUCAAGUGUGCGUAAAUCGGGAUAUCUAAGUCUUAAAGAGGGAAUGUCGAAGUUAGAAGCAGGGCUGCACAAUUUGAGAGGAAAAAGCACGGUUGCGAUACACAAAUAUCGCGAUAACGAUUCGAUAAUCACAAAUUCAGUGGUCAGUUAAGCAAUAUUUUGGUCUUCUUUUGGUGUAACAUAAGCCCAGUUUGGUGCAUGCUUUUCUUAAACUGUUAAGAGUUUAUCUGAGAGUGAAUGAAUGACACAAGCUGCAUGUUUUGUCUGCAGAGUAUCUCCUUCACUGUGAGAACUUGUUGUCAAACUGCUGUUACUCUCUUUUUCUUCAGUUCCCAUAGUUGAGAAGCGGCUGUUGGAUGUUAAGCUGGGUGAGCUGGUAACCUGGAUCGGAGGUCGUGACGCCACUCCCAAUGGCAUCUUUGCUGCUCUCCGCAGGGGUAAGGACUACCAAUGUUACUAAAGAUUUUCAGCCUGUUUAAAACAACUGAACCAUGAGAAGGAUUUGCUUUUUCUUUGUUUAGCUUUAGCUGCUUCAGUUCAAACCUCAAGGAUUGUUUUGGUUGACUUUAAUUUUCUGAGAAAGUACUAAUGUCUGCUUAUCCAUAACAUGUUUAGUUUUCCAUUACAGAUGUUUCUUGGUUGUGCGUUUUCUUUAAUGUCAUAAUAUGAAGUGUAGCAUUCAGUGUAGCUUUUUCAUGCUUGUUUGCCAUUACAUAAUACACCUGCCGUCAAUUUGUCAUUUCAGUACCUUUUGUAGGUAAAAACAAAGGCUGAACAUGUAAAAUUAAAAUGUCCUAAAGCUGACAUUUGUCUCAACCUGGCUGAGUUAAGAAAAACUGAAGAGCUCCACUAACUACAAUCAUUCAAAUGCUCUCGGCACCAAAACUCUAUAAUUAGUCUGAGAGAACAAAGAACAUCCAGAGGCUUUCAUCACUGAACCUUUUAUAAUUAGUUUAACAGUGUCUGUAGUGGAGUGUUAUUUUCAGCAGGGGUUUAAACCUUUUGUUUCCUUGCUUUCUUAACUUUCAGGCCACGACAGAUACUACAACAAGUACAUUAACGUGAAGAAGGGAGGUAUCGGCGGUAUUGCAAUGCUGCUGGUUGGCUACGUGGCUAUCAGCUACCUGUGGGAAUACGACCACAUCAGUAAGCAAACAGACAAUCCUUUCUGUUUUCAAGGUUUCAAAUUUGUAUUUUUUUCUAAAUAAACGUCUCUUCUUGUCUUUCCUCUUGCAGAACAUGACCGCUGGAGGAAGUACCACUAAACCUCUUCAGCAGCCGUCAGCCCUCCAGGGGUCGAACAGGAGUCUCUGUGUUCCCCCUGUGCUUUCUACUCUCAGCUCUUUCUUGUGUUCAAUAUGUGACUGUUGUGACCAAUAAACUACACAAAGAUUUAUUGUUGGAUAUUGUGUCUGAUUGGCUGGGUUUAUUUUGUAUUUCACUUCCUAUAGCAAACAUUUCUCAUCUAUAAGAAUUAUAAGACAAUGAGUCAAAACAAAAUGAUGGAAUCAUCCUCGAGCUGUGCAGUUCAAGUAGCUACCCAAAUUCUUACUGUAAUUACUAUAGUUAUCACAGUUUAAAUAUCAAUUACUUUAUUUCAUUUUAAAAGUUAAGAAAUAUAUUUCUUAUGUUCUGAAAUAAAUCUGAAUGAAAGUUCAA